AUGGGCAGCGACGUCAGUAAGAACAAGAAAGAGGGACCAACUGCCCCGCGUCGACUCAGUCAUGGUUUCCUCUCAAAUAUGGGGGUCUCCAUGGCUCACAGACUCGGGCACUCAGCAGUAUUUUCCCGGGCCGUGGGAUUGGACGACAGACUGCCUGCCCCCAGGCUAAUGUUGGCUCCGGAGGACAACGCUGGGACGUCAGACACGGACAGGACUCCUCCAGCUUAUGUCUCUGUCUUUCUGCCCGAGUUCCCACACCGCAAAUUUCCUGGACAAGAGCAUUUCCAGAUUCUGGGCCUCAUAGCUAAAGGAUCAUAUGGACCCAUCAUUAAAGUGAAGGACAUUUUUAAGGAAAAGACCUAUGCUGUUAAGGUUCUACCAAAGUCAGAGAUCUUGAAGCAUGGAGUGCUGGAGCAGUCAAAAGAGGAAGUCAUCAUUCAGCGGCAGCUCAAACACCCAUUUAUCCACAAUCUGCAGGACUGCUGGCAGACGCAGCGCAACCUCUUCAUUAUGUGCGACUACUGCGGCACUGGAGACUUGUACACUUACUGGUUACUGAAGGGCCAGUUUGGGGAGGAUGAGGUCCGCCUCUUUGCUGCAGAGCUGGGCAGUGCGCUGGGAUUCCUACAUGACAUGGGGAUCAUACAUAGAGAUAUAAAGAUGGAGAAUAUUCUUGUAAGUGAUCAAGGUCACCUUCGAUUAUCUGAUUUUGGGCUCUCACAUCGACUGAAACGAGGAGGACGAGCUUUUACAAUAUGUGGGACAAUCCAAUACAUGGCUCCUGAAGUUUUAAGUGGGGGUCCAUACAACCACGCUUCUGACUGGUGGUCUCUUGGCAUUAUGUUGUUCUCCCUGGUGACAGGAGAGUUUCCAGUGCCUGCAGAGCCAGACCACAGCACCAUGUUGAAGAAGGUCAGAGAGUUUCCUUAUGUCCUGCCCAACUCCUUCAGCUCUGCUCUGAUCUUACUGCUCACUGAGCUUUUGUGCAAGAAUCCAGUGAGCCGCCUGCGUAAUCUGGAGUGUUUCAAGAUGCAGGCCUUCUUUCGUGGCACCUCAUUUGACCCUCACAUCCUCCAAAAGACGCCUGUUGAAUUCAUCCUUGAGCUCAGGACUCAUCCUGAUUGGGCAGCCAAAGCAAGGAGAGGCCUUUCGUUGGACUACUUUGAUAACUUUGACUGUGAUAAAAUCCUUCAUUCUCCCACGACUCCGUCUGAACUGUCUCCUACCUUGGCCAACAUGGACCUGAGCCGAGCCACAGAGCAGACUUGUAAAGCUUAAGACUGGACUAUGUUUC
Molecule: messenger RNA, 1294 nt
Organism: Seriola dumerili (greater amberjack)
Lineage: Eukaryota; Metazoa; Chordata; Actinopteri; Carangiformes; Carangidae
Gene: rskra
Product: putative serine/threonine-protein kinase F31E3.2
Exons: 12
Coding region: 1-1278 (425 amino acids)
Biological process (GO): protein phosphorylation
Molecular function (GO): ATP binding; protein serine/threonine kinase activity
Source: RefSeq, a predicted model, not a curated record